Messenger RNA from Aureobasidium melanogenum CBS 110374, 1842 nucleotides. RefSeq lists its product as uncharacterized. The record is from RefSeq and is a predicted model, not a curated record. The coding region runs from base 1 to 1842 and encodes 613 amino acids. The transcript has a single exon. NCBI's taxonomy places the organism in Eukaryota, Fungi, Ascomycota, Dothideomycetes, Dothideales, Saccotheciaceae.
AUGAUACCUUCUAUGUUUGGGACCAAGAAGGUGGAAAGAAACUCGCCAGUCUUCACUGAAGACGAUAUUCGGAAAUUGAUUUUGUCAUUUCCUCCUCCGGAACCACGACCUGGAAAGGAAAGUCUGGUUCGCAGUCCCUCAGGCCGCAAUCUCAUACGCUCUGAUGCAGUCAUUAAGCGAUUCCAUUCUCUUCUUCAGACUGCUUCUGGUCCCAUCUUCUUGAACAGUCUACAUAAUGAAUUGGGAGUUCAUGAUGUUCAAUGGCUGUUAACCCAAGAAGAUGAACGCAUCCACUAUAGUACAGACCGUCGACGACUCUUACCAGAGAGUACCCAAAAAGCCAUAUGUCAAAGCGUGCAAAACGAUCUAGCUGUGCGUGGCGUAUAUCUGGACAAGACUGCUGCUGAAAAGGAUGUCACCACUGCCACACUUCGACGCAUGCUCGUUGCUCAAGAUGUUACCCUUCAAGACCUCGAUAACGGAAAGACCUACGACACAAAGUUUCUCAAAAAGCUCGAAACGAGUAUCGAAAAGAUUGUUCAGGGCACUCAAGGAUCGGUCGUGCUUAGCGAUACUUUCCCUUCGGUUCCUAUUUCCUGGCUGGAGGCGACUGCCAAAGACCUGAUCUCCAAAAAGGAGAGCGGUGCUCAGGAUGUCGUCGAAAUGAGAUCUGGGUUCCUGGUUUUCACGCCAAGAUCUGUCAUCGAACAACGCGAAAACGAAUCCAAGCAAGCCCGGGAGGCAUAUAUUCAGAGAGCAGUGGAAGGGCUAGAUGAAAGUGGUUCUUGUGAAGUGACUGCAAGCUCUAGACCGCAGGUCCUGCGCAACGCUGAAGAUGGCAAUCUCAAACAAGAAAUUCGAGAAGCCUUUGCUCAGAAAAACUCCAACUCGAAUGUUGUUGAAGUGAGCACAUCAAGCUCCUCAUUCCUCAUCACACAAGAUACCCUUACCGCAAGACUGUCCCUUCUCGCUGCCAAAGCCCAAGAUGCAGCUUCCGAACAAUGGUCCUCCAGACGUCCAGGAGAAGACGUACUCUUCGAUCCCACAAAACUCUCUCACACCACAACACCUCUAGAUCUAGCAAUCCUCCACUCCGGCGAUGCAGAAAACAAGACCAAAGCAAGCUUCGACGCAAAAAUCGUUUCACUCCAAGACUCAACAAUGCAAACUUUUACAACAAUCAUUCAAAACGAACUUCUCGCACCUCUAAAACUAUACACCCAAGGCGCAGAAACAAUCACAGAUACCACACUUCAACCACGCGUUCAAGAAUUUAUCUACGAUUGGGUACGCAAAGACCUGGCGCCAGAGACUCUACGCAACAUCAAAGACAAAAAUCUCAUAACCACAAAAGCCCUCUCCCGCGACAUUGACAAAUUCUCGGAUGCCGUUAACACAGCAAAAACCUUGGACGACAUUUCAACAGCAACCUCCAAACUCAUCCGCAAGCAAAAAAUCGAGCCACCCUCUGCUGUCACACUCCAAACCCUCAAACAAGAAAUCUUGACGCAGAAAUUGGCAGGAAUGAGGAAAAUGAAACGCAGUUCUGAUCUCUUGCAGAAUGUGAUUUGGAUCUUGUUGGCGAGGCAGAGGGAAGGACUGUUCGUGAGUUCGGGAAAGGAUACGAGUAGGAUGAUUAAAAUGGUCAAGGAGAGUGACAUAGAAGCUGGUGUAAAGAUGGAGGAGUGGAGGGAUUUGGUCAAGCAGGGCAAAGAUACCGAUGAUUCGAAGAAGGAGAUGAGGGAUGUGGCUGCCAAUGCGGUUGAGGAGUUGAAGACUGUUACACCUCAAGGUGACAAUGCUGCGGUUGAGCAAGGCACUGGAGAAGAUACCGCGACUUGA